AUGGCGUUGAUCCAAAUAAUUCGCAAAAAUCUAAAACUGGUCAAAGGACAUUUGCAGUUUCUGUUGCACUUAAUAGGGAAAACUACAAUUGACUUAGAAGAAACAAUCAAAAUCAUCAAAAAGCGGAGACAAAAGCUUUAUGAGUAUGGUAUUUCAGUUUCACGUCUUAAUAGUCUUUCCACAUUCGCAUUCAAUGUAUUCCAAACACUUCGUGAGUACACAAAUGAGUACUAUUACUCAAUUCAGAAAACUCUUGAAGUUGCCGAAGAGAAAAUGACUAAAACGAUCAACAAUCAGAACUUACUUCUUAGAGCAGGACUUUCAAACCCUCAAUGCGACAUGCUUCAGACUUUACUUCCUCUUAAGAUUAAGACUCUUCAGAGACAAAGAGAACCUAUUGAACAAAACUUCAAACAUUUUCGCGAAAUGAACAAUGACCUUUGUAAAUCAAUGCGCCAAUGCUAUAAAUAA
This is a messenger RNA of Trichomonas vaginalis G3, 471 nucleotides long. RefSeq lists its product as uncharacterized. NCBI's taxonomy places the organism in Eukaryota, Parabasalia, Trichomonadida, Trichomonadidae. The transcript has a single exon. The record is from RefSeq and is a predicted model, not a curated record. Bases 1 to 471 code for a protein of 156 amino acids.